AUGAUUGUAUCCUUUUUUUUCUCUCUUUACAGGAUUAUAUGGUGAACCUAAUAGCCAUGGUCUCCCUGGGGAUUCUUCUCUCAUUGGGCACAGCUGCUCCGAUCAGGCAGGGCACAGCUUCUCCGAUCAGGCAGGGCACAGCUUCUCCGAUCAGGCAGAGCACUCUGCUCUCCCAACUUCAGCAGAUGGCCAGGUUUCUGUCACAGAAACUAAGCCUAUGGCAUCCACGGCUCCUGUGCCCUCUCCUGCUAAUGGCACGUCCUCACAAACCUUACACACCAAGACAGAGGGCGAUGUCUCGGGGAGCAAUAUUGCUGUCUUACCUGAAGGUCAGCAGACGGGCUUACAGCUCUGCAGCGAUCAAGAUGUACAAGUAAUAAAUGGCUUGACGUACACAGUGGAGACCAACACUCAUCCCACUUCUGGCCCCUUACCUGCCCCAAGUGCUACAGGUUUGUCCUUCGGCCUUGCUUUGUCAGACAAUGGAACCCCUCCAGAUGGAGCUACAUUUGCUCAGACACCCGACUCGCUUGCAAACUCUGCUUCGGUUCAGGAGUCUGACACAGAAGGUCCCCCCAAACGAGACUUUGCAGACAACCGCAUCAAAACCCUGGAUGAGAAACUGAGGACCCUUCUGUAUCAGGACAGCUCUGCCAGUUCCUAUGCCGACAGUCAGAAGGAGACGCAGAGCACAGAGUCUCCUCUCUCUUCUUCUGCCGAAGAUACCCUGUCUUGUCCUGCUCCUGAAGCCUCCAAUGUGAAUUCCGACAGCAUUCAGGCCACACCAGAGGAGGCAGAACCUAUUGAUUCCAUGGUAGCCAAAGAUCCUGAAGCUGUCAUUACUGUACCUGGUCAGUUGACGCCAUCUGAAAGUUCUGAAGAGGCCUGGCACCCUGGGAGUUCUCAUGCCUGCACCAAGCGCUCUUUGGGCAGCGGAGCUGCGCAUCUACAGACAGGAGAUGACGAUGGAACAAGAAGGGAAGUAUCUGAUGCCACGCAAAGGGUUGUAGAAGCACUGGCUGAAUGUGCCUUGUCGGAGGGUACCACCUCUGGAACCAGUGCCUUCAAGCGUGGGCGGUUUCAGGUGUGUGGCCCAAAUAUGUUAACCAACAUAUGUUUACCAGAUCAGUUUUUUGCAGUUUUCUUUGACGGCCAAUUACAGUGGUCAGGUGAUUGGCUCAUCUUUCCCGCCCCUUGGCAUUCAGAACUUUUAAAGGGAUGAUCAUGCCAGGGUGGGCAGUGAGGGUUAAACUUGAUAAAAAAAAAUGAUCAGCGCAUAAAUUAAAUGGAUCAAU
Molecule: messenger RNA, 1295 nt
Organism: Rana temporaria (common frog)
Lineage: Eukaryota; Metazoa; Chordata; Amphibia; Anura; Ranidae
Product: serine/threonine-protein kinase WNK3-like
Exons: 3
Coding region: 218-1222 (334 amino acids)
Source: RefSeq, a predicted model, not a curated record